AUGUUCAACCAACCCGAAGAAACAUUCGAAGAUUUGAACUCUUCCAUUGCCAGCCUUGACCUCAACGAUCUUCCUAAGCCGGCGGAGGCAGAGAGGAAGCUCUCUGGAAUUCGACGAGGUGUCUUUGUCGCGUACGGCAUGAAAUCCCUGAAUUUUUUUGUGGAUGUCAAUGAAAGUCUCGCGGAAGUCCAGAGAACUGUGGAGGCAAGGACUGGAAUCCCCAUGGACAACCAAGUUCUCGAAUGGGAAAACACUGGUGUUUUGAUUGAUGGCAACAAGUCCUUGCGCGACUACGGGAUGAUGUCAGGAGGGUUCUGCGCGUUGUCCUCCAAGGAUGCCUAG
Seminavis robusta is the source of this 342-nucleotide messenger RNA. NCBI's taxonomy places the organism in Eukaryota, Bacillariophyta, Bacillariophyceae, Naviculales, Naviculaceae. The record is from the annotation of a GenBank genome assembly.